This is a messenger RNA of Pelobates fuscus (common spadefoot toad), 3018 nucleotides long. RefSeq names its product protein O-glucosyltransferase 3 (gene POGLUT3). Gene Ontology annotation, cellular component: endomembrane system. The record is from RefSeq and is a predicted model, not a curated record. Gene Ontology annotation, molecular function: glucosyltransferase activity; protein binding. The coding region runs from base 1 to 1593 and encodes 530 amino acids. The transcript has 8 exons. NCBI's taxonomy places the organism in Eukaryota, Metazoa, Chordata, Amphibia, Anura, Pelobatidae.
AUGAGUUCAGCAGCAGCUGCAGGCAGGGGGAGCAGCCCUGUGCCCUGGCAGAUGGCACACACUCUGAGCUUCCCCCUGGUAUGGGGGUUAAUAAUGCUGCUAUGGAUCAUGGAGCCCCCCAGGGCUGAUGCUGGCAAUGCAGACACAGUGAGUGCUGAGAGGAGCCUGGUGUGGGGGCCAGGACUGCAUGCUGGCAUAGAGCUGCCUGUCAGGUACUUCUACAUCCAGGCUGUGUCCAACAGGGGCCACAACUUCACCUCCUCCCCAGGAGCAAAAAUAUUUAAGGUAACGAUUAAAGCUCUAUCUUCAAAUGAGUAUAUAAGAAUCCAUGUUCCCGAUCCCUUGGACAGGAAUGAUGGAUCCUACGUCAUGAGAUAUCGCAUGUACGGCAGUGUUACCGAGGGACUAAUUAUUGAAGUACUCCAUGGGGAUAAGCACGUGGCUCAGUCUCCUUAUAUACUGAAAGGGCCAGUUUAUCAUGAAUACUGUGAUUGUCCUGAAGAAGAUUCACAUAUAUGGCAGCAGACUCUUUCAUGUCCAUCCAAAGAAACACAAAUUUCAAAAGAUUUUGCCCCAUUCCCUAUCAUAGACCUGGAAAGGAUGCUGGAAGAGGUCCCCCGGAGGUUUGCUGAGAAGAGAGGUGCCAUUGUUCAUUAUACUAUUCUCAAUAAUAAUGUCUAUCGGCGUUCCUUGGGCAAGUACACAGAUUUCAAAAUGUUCUCGGAUGAGAUACUGCUAUCGUUGGCAAGAAAGGUCCGCUUGCCAGAUUUUGAAUUUUAUAUAAAUGUUGGGGACUGGCCUGUGGAGCAUCGAAAAGCCAAUGAUACUCCUGGACCUCUGCCAAUGAUUUUGUGGUGUGGCUCUGUUGAUUCACUUGACAUAAUUCUUCCAACCUACGACGUCACUCACUCAAGCCUUGAAACUUUACGUGGUGUGACUAAUGACCUUCUUUCUAUUCAAGGACACACUGGUCCGUCAUGGAGUAACAAAACAGAGCAAGCCUUCUUCAGAGGACGAGACAGCAGAGAGGAACGUCUUCAGCUUGUCGAAAUGUCCCAGAAGUACCCAGACUUACUGGAUGCUGGCAUUACUGGCUAUUUCUUUUUUCGGGAGCAAGAAAAAUUACUUGGGAAAGCGCAACUUAUGGGGUUCUUUGAUUUCUUUAAAUACAAAUACCAAGUGAACAUUGACGGAACAGUGGCAGCUUACAGAUUUCCAUAUCUCAUGCUGGGUGACAGCCUUGUAUUGAAGCAAGCCUCUCCAUACUAUGAGCACUUUUACUCUGCGCUAAAGCCAGGCAAACACUACAUUCCUAUCAAACGAAAUCUCAGUGACUUGAUUGAAAAAAUACAGUGGGCUAAGGAAAAUGAUGAAAAAGCUAGAAAGAUUGCCAAAGAGGGCCAAGCUCUUGCCAGAGAACUGCUGCAGCCUCAUCGUUUCUACUGCUAUUAUUAUAACGUCUUCCAGAAUUAUGCUAAGCGACAAACAAGCCGUCCUGCAAUCCGAGAGAAAAUGGAACAUGUACCUCAACCUACUGACAGCUCCGCAGUGUGCCAAUGCCAUAGAAAUAAGAUCGUUCGAGAAGAACUGUAGCAGUUCAGAGGAGUAACAUGCCUACAAAGAAUAUAGGGAGAACGUUUUGGAACUCGGAAUGUCCCUCUGACUACCAGAUUACACACCGUGGUACUAUUGUGGCCAGUGGAAGUAACUGACAUAUUGUUAUGGACUCUCUGUCUUACUUCAACAUCACAGCUAUGUACUCUACAGAAUAACUCAACCCUCCGUCCCCUCUACCUCUACAUUUUAUUUUAGGUAGCACUACCAUAAAUAUGUAUAUUUCUACAGUUGAAUUGUGUAUAUUGUAGCUAUACACAGAUGUAUCGCCUCCAUUUCUGGAGUGGACCCAUGCAUUUUACUGUUUGCAGGAGAACCGUACAAUUUGGUAAACGCUUGAAGCACCAAAAUUAGAAAUUUUCCAAUAUCCCAUCAUAAAACCAAAUCACGAUUUUUACAUGCUUUACACGGCGGCAGAUGAUUUUUGUAGAAAAUGAAAGUCUCCUGUACCUUAAAACCACCAUUUUGUCUCUAAUUUUUCAAAAGGAAUCAUUGAGCAAUGCUUCUUAAAAAUAAAGUGAAUUCAUUCCACUUUAGUCAGCCAUUUAUAUUAGAGCUUACUGAGAAAACAUGGAUAUGACACAUAUAUCAAGAUUUCAGCUUUAGUCAAUGUUAUUUAUUUAAUAUAAUCUAUAGACCAUUAGUAGCCACUGUCAUUCGCCAGUUGAGACCUUUCAAUUCUGGUGAUGCUUAGCCAGGCAUGGACACUCCUUUUUGUUCUGUAGUGAUUGCUAAAUUGAUGUGGAUCAUAAUAGUUUUGGUUCCACCACAUUUUAAGAGCCACCUACUGAUAACCCCAAAUAUUUAGGUUAACCUUAUCUGCUUCUCUCCCGCUAUCAGAUCUCUGGGUACCGAAAUACCCAACUGUCAAUCACAUGAUGAUGCUAUUACGCACUGAAGAAGCCUCGGUAUAUGUUGUAAAAGAUGGAUAUACAAAGACAUGGCUAAUUGUUUUACAUUUCUGUUAUGCUUUUAGCUUUCCAAUGCAUGACAUAGUACAUCAUAGUCUAUUCACCAUGGAUAUCCCUAUUUACCAUCCUAGAACAUAAAUAAUGCAAAAUGAAAAUUGCACUGACACUCCAGCAACCAAGUGUUACCCUAGAUUUCUUUACUUUGUUUGGUAUAAAUCACAAUGUAUCCAGUCCUGGUUAUUUUGGUUUGGUAAGUAUUCGGCUGCACCAAAUGUAAAUCCAGUCUUUAUUAUUAUCUAACCGAUACCAUCUACUCUAUUGGUUGCACACACUGUUCAGUUCCCGUUGGUCAAAACAACAAUCAACACACAAAGUAUUUUGUGAUAAUGUGAAUUCUACUAAAUGGUGUUGUCAAAAAAUGCUGCUGCAAUGUACAGAUUUUUAACUUUUUUGUAAUCAAGUUUGUAAUAAAGAAUGCUUGAACAGCUCAAAA